Messenger RNA from Mucor mucedo, 1719 nucleotides. RefSeq names its product asparagine synthase. Gene Ontology annotation, molecular function: asparagine synthase (glutamine-hydrolyzing) activity. The transcript has 5 exons. The record is from RefSeq and is a predicted model, not a curated record. Lineage: Eukaryota; Fungi; Mucoromycota; Mucoromycetes; Mucorales; Mucoraceae. The coding region runs from base 9 to 1703 and encodes 564 amino acids. Gene Ontology annotation, cellular component: cytosol.
AAAAAAUAAUGUGUGGUAUCUUUGCUGUCUGUAACUAUCAAGGUAAUGUUGAUGCCUUCCGUCAACGAGCUCUUUACCUUUCAAAGAAGGUUAGACAUCGUGGUCCUGACUGGUCUGGUUGCCACGUUUCUAAGAACAAUAUCUUAUGUCACGAGCGUUUAGCUAUUGUUGGUGUUGACUCUGGUGCUCAGCCUCUUGUCAGUGAAGAUGGUAAUAUUGUCCUUUGUGUCAAUGGUGAGAUAUAUAACCACAAGCACUUAAGAAACCAAUUGAAGCAACCUCAUCAUUUCCAAACCCAUUCUGAUUGUGAAGUGAUUAUGCAUAUGUACAACGAGAUGGGCACUGAUCUUGUUCAACAUUUGGAUGGUAUGUUUUCUUUUGUCUUGUUGGACGUGAAACGUAACCGUGUUUUUGCUGCUCGUGAUGCUAUUGGUAUCACUACACUUUAUUACGGUUGGGAUAGUAAGAUGCCUGGUACAAUCUAUUUUGCUUCUGAACUCAAAUCCUUGAAUGAAGAAUGCGAUAAAAUUUUGGCUUUCCCUCCUGGCCACUUUUAUGAUUCAGAAACACAUGAAACAACCCGUUGGUUUAAGCCUACUUGGUGGGAUGAAAACAAGAUCCCCAAUAACCCUAUUGACUACACCGAACUUCGUGAAUCUCUUGAAAAGGCCGUCCGUAAGAGACUUAUGGCUGAGGUACCUUAUGGUGUAUUACUGUCCGGCGGUCUUGAUUCCUCUCUGAUUGCUGCUAUUGCUGCUCGAGAGACCGAAAAAAUUGCUGAGGGCCAAGCCGAGGAAGAUGACAACUUUGACGACAGUGGGCCUAAAUCAUGGCCUGGUGUCCAUUCAUUCUCUGUUGGUCUUCCUGGUGCACCAGAUUUACUCGCAGCUAGAGAAGUUGCCAAAUAUCUCAACACAAUUCAUCACGAAUACACAUUCACUGUCCAGGAAGCGCUGGAUGCAAUUAAUGAUGUCAUUUUCCACCUGGAAACGUAUGAUGUUACCACCAUUCGUGCAUCCACACCCAUGUAUCUCUUAUCUCGCAAGAUCAAGGCUAUGGGCGUUAAAAUGGUUUUAUCAGGUGAGGGAUCUGAUGAGAUUUUUGGUGGAUACCUUUAUUUCCAUCAAGCACCCGACAAGGCAUCAUUCCACGCUGAAUGUGUAAACCGUGUCAAGAAUUUACACACUUCGGAUUGUCUGCGUGCUAAUAAAUCUACCAUGGCAUGGGGUCUGGAAGCUCGUGUUCCUUUCCUCGAUAAGGAAUUUCUUGAGGUAGCUAUGAACAUUGAUCCUGAAGAGAAGCGACCCAACAAAUCUGCCGGUCGUAUGGAAAAGUACAUCAUCAGAAAGGCUUUCGAUACCUCCGAUGAUCCUACUGCUAAACCUUACUUGCCCCAUAAUAUUCUAUGGAGACAAAAGGAGCAAUUUUCCGAUGGUGUUGGUUAUAAUUGGAUUGAUAGUCUCAAGGCCGAAAGUGAAAGUAAGGUUUCGGAUGAAGAAUUGGCCAACGCUGGUCAGAGAUGGACUAAAGAUGUUCCCGAUACAAAAGAAGCUUAUAUGUAUCGUGUCAUGUUUGACCAAUGGUUCCCUCAACCUGCUUGUGCAGCUUCUGUGGUUAGAUGGAUUCCUCGUGCUGAUUGGGGUUGUCCCUCCGAUCCUUCUGGUCGUGCUCAAAAAGCUCACGAAGCUGCUUACGAAAAUUAAAAUUAUUAUUGCAUCA